CUGCAGGCCGCUGCCUGGGCUGGAGACAUUGAGACUAUACAUGUCCUUGUUAAAGCAGGUGCCGACAUCACAAUCACUGAACCCAUUUCGGGCACAUAUGGAACGGCUCUCCAAGCCGCGUGUGCUGCUGGCUGGUUGAACGUUGUGCAAGAACUCUUGAAGCACAAUGCUGCAGUUAAUGUCCGACCAGCUAAUGGCAUGUUUGGAGGAGCAUUGUCUGCAGCUGCAGCUGGUGGACAUAGAAAAAUUGUGAAGCUUCUCAUCAAACAUCAUGCUGAUGUUAAUGCCAGUGGAGGCCUUCACGGCUUCCCGAUCCUUGCUGCUGCCCAGUCUGGUGUUUUAUCCGUUGUUGAGUAUUUGCUCAACAACGGUGCAAAUGCUACAGCUUCAGGAGGCCUACUUGGAUCAACUGUGGCGGCUGCUGUCAAAGGUAACAACAUUGACGUUGUCAGAAAGUUAAUAGAACACGGAGCGGAUGUCCAUGCAAAGGGAGGAAAAUACGGUGACGCUCUCCAGACCGCUGCGAUGAAAGCCGAACUGCCUAUGAUUGACGAAAUUCUCGAUAGGGCAAUCGAGCUUGUUAAUCAUAAAGAUGGCAAGUAUCGUACAGCUCUGAUAGCAGCUUCUUACUUCAACCGCAUGGAUGUCGUCAACAAGUUGCUGGACGCUGGAGCAGAUUUCCGUGUUCAAGGAGGGGUUUAUCGGAAUGCCAUCGCUGCUGCUUCCAUCCGUGGAAACAAAGCUAUCCUGGACCGAUACCUGACUAUGAAACCUCCGGAUCAUCUGCUCGAUGAAGCACUCGUCGAGGCUUGCGCCUAUCGCCAAGCUGCUUGCGUGGAUGCAUUGCUCAAAGCAGGUGCUAAUGUAUACGCUCGCCAUCAAACUCGGGGCUCCGCAUCUGACGCUAUCGAUGCGCCCGAGGAAAAAGAUUACAAUUCUGAUCUCGAGGAAGACAACUUGGAUUCAGAUGCUGCAUCGGAAAAUAAGGAAGACGAAAACGAAAACGAAAACGAAAACGAAGACAAAGAGGAAGAGAAAUGGGUAGGUGACAACGUCUCGGUAUCCGGUCAGACGGAUGAUGGCAGCGUAACAGACUUGCAACUGGAAGAAAAUGUUUCUGAAGAGGCGAAAAUACGGAAGCUGUUGAAGGAGGCUCAAGACCGCUGUAAGCGCAAUCCGACCGUCAAGCGUUUCAGAACAGUGAAAUAUGGCCAUAUUCCACCCAGUCUGAGUGUAGGGUCACAUUCCCAUUCGUCAGCACCACCACUGCCAUCAAAUGCGAGGUAUGGUACAUAUGAAGCUGCAGAUUCUGCAGACCACUACGGAGUUCCAUACGGCCAGCACUCGCAAAGUUCAUCGAGCCUACCUUAUCAUAUACGAUCAAGAACUACAGAAACCAUAACUGAGGCUGAACACGAAACACCAUAUCCUUCAAUAGGCACAAGGGGAGGUACAUUUCCGCUUGAAAAUUCCGCUUAUCAGGAUUUCGACGUACAACCGCCAGGUCCUUUGCGUACAAAAUCCCCGGAAGCUAUUGUCUCACGACGAGAAUCUGCCCCGUUGCCUAAUUCACAACGACCAAACCCA
Molecule: messenger RNA, 1587 nt
Organism: Bipolaris victoriae FI3
Lineage: Eukaryota; Fungi; Ascomycota; Dothideomycetes; Pleosporales; Pleosporaceae
Exons: 1
Biological process (GO): positive regulation of transcription by RNA polymerase II
Cellular component (GO): nucleus
Molecular function (GO): protein binding; transcription cis-regulatory region binding
Source: RefSeq, a predicted model, not a curated record